UGGGGAGCGUGAGCCUGCGGGUGGCGCGGAGCGCAUGGUGGCGGCUUCUCUCGGAGCGCCACCGACCCGCUGACCCGGGCUCGGUUCCCUGUGCCCGGUGCGCCCCAGCGACCUGCUGGAGAUACACGCAACAGCAGCAUUAGCAGCAGCAAAGGCGGCUGCUCCGCCGCCCGCAUCUCCGCGGGAGCAUGGAGUGCGCCCUGGACGCCCAGAGCCUGAUCAGCAUCUCCCUGCGCAAGAUCCACAGCUCCCGGACCCAGCGCGGCGGCAUCAAGCUGCACAAGAACCUCCUAGUGUCCUACGUGCUCCGCAACGCGCGCCAGCUCUACCUGAGCGAGCGUUACGCCGAGCUCUACCGGCGCCAACAGCAGCAGCAGCAGCAACAGCAGCCGCCCCACCACCAGCACCAGCACCUCGCGUACGCGUCGCCGGGGAUGCCGGCCAACGCGGCGGACUUCGGCCCGCUCCAACUUGGCGGCGGCGGGGCCCCUUCCUCGUCCCCUGGCUUCUACCGGGGCGCGUACCCGGCCCCCUCGGACUUCGGUGUUCACUGCAGCAGCCAGACCACCGUGCUGGACCUGGACACUCACGUGGUGACCACGGUGGAAAACGGCUACUUGCACCAGGACUGCUGCGCCUCCGCCCACUGCCCCUGCUGUGGACAGGGCGCUCCGGGACCCGGCCUGGCGUCCGCCGCUGGUUGCAAACGCAAGUAUUACCCUGGCCAGGAGGAAGAGGACGACGACGAGGAGGACGCGGGUGACCUGGGAGCCGAGCCCCCCGGGGGCGCCCCGUUCGCCCCCUGUAAGCGCGCCCGCUUCGAGGACUUCUGCCCGGACUCGUCCCCGGACGCGUCCAACAUCUCAAACUUGAUCUCCAUCUUUGGCUCGGGCUUCUCGGGGCUGGUGAGCCGACAGCCGGACUCCUCGGAGCAGCCGCCGCCGCUCAACGGGCAGCUGUGCGCCAAGCAGGCGCUCGCCAGCCUCGGCGCCUGGACUCGAGCCAUUGUCGCCUUCUAGGGACCCCCGAGGACAUGGGGACCCUGGGCCCCGCGGGGCUGGGGCCAGACAAAGACUCGGCCAAAGGACUGUAGGGAGCGAGCGGGUCCUGGCCACUCGGUGUGAGCUGGGGGCAAGCAGAGGCUGAUGUUUUAUAAAUUGUAAAAUAAAAAAAAAUCUAAAAAAUCUUGGACUUUAUUUUUGCAGAGAGAAAAAGCGCCUAUUUAAGUAUUCUUUGUGUUUCUCUUACUCUUUUUUUUCUUUUUAUUGUACUGAUUGCAGUGGUGUUUAGCGAGGAGCCUGCCACGUGAGGCAGGGCUGCUGCCCGGAGGAGGUGCCGGGCAGCCGGGGGCGAGGCUGGGUACCGGGGCACGCCGGGGGCGCAACGCAGGAGGGCGCGGGGCC
Molecule: messenger RNA, 1403 nt
Organism: Myodes glareolus (Bank vole)
Lineage: Eukaryota; Metazoa; Chordata; Mammalia; Rodentia; Cricetidae
Source: RefSeq, a predicted model, not a curated record